Molecule: messenger RNA, 5139 nt
Organism: Lytechinus variegatus (green sea urchin)
Lineage: Eukaryota; Metazoa; Echinodermata; Echinoidea; Temnopleuroida; Toxopneustidae
Gene: mipol1
Product: mirror-image polydactyly gene 1 protein-like
Exons: 11
Coding region: 3-2171 (722 amino acids)
Source: RefSeq, a predicted model, not a curated record
CCAUGAAGCACCACGGCGCGGCCACGGCAACGUUUUCGGCGUCCAAAAUGGCCGAUAAGUCUUCUGUGAACGAUCACAAAUUUCGAAUCAAACAACAACCUCACUUCGUUGCUUCCGCUAGCAGUCCACCAAGUGAUCAUAUUAUUGACCAGAUUCAUCAGAUUUCACACCAGGCACGAGUUAAAAUAUCAAGUUUGAAGCAAGAAGUUGCAAAGAAGGAUCAGGACGUGAAGCGAGAGCAUGCUAUGAGAAAGGCAGCAGAAAGACGUGACCAGGACAAGACUACAGAAGGUACAUACAUUGAUCCUUAUGCUGGCUCUAGUCCAUCAGUGAAUGAAGAAUUAAAACAAUGGUUGUCUCCUGGGGCUCAGCGAAAGAGAUUGAUGGGAAGAGGAAACUCUCCCCCUGAGAGGAAGGAAAGGACCCCAACACAUAGCAGACCAAGACAUCAAGGUGAUGAGGCAGAAGGUCAGGAGCAGAUGACGGCUGAUAGCUACUACAGCUCAGAAGAAGACAGAAGGAUGGGAGAGAGAAAGUCAAAGAGGCGUGGUCAAGGCAGAAAAGACUAUGAUGACGAAGAAUGGGAUGAAAGGUCCUCAUACAAUAGAAGAAGGCAUGAUCCAUCAGGCUGGUAUGCAGAGUAUGGCCCCCCUCCACACCCUGCUUAUACUGCUCAUAACCCUUGGAUCAGCCCGCAUCGUGUGCCUCCCAUUCCAUCUUAUGACCCACGUCUCCUUCACACCAUUGGACCAGAAUACCCUUCUUAUGCCAUACCUCAUCACGCAGCUUCUACACCGGCUCAUCAGCGCAGGCACAGCUCGGGAGAACCCAAUCAUGCAUUCACUGUCCCAACACUAGUGAUUCCAACCCAGACCAAAGAGAGUGGUCAGGGAGAUCACUCAAGGGGUGUUGCAGACAUGGCCACACUGCAACAUUCCAGCCCUCAGAACCAGUCCUCAGUAGCUCCUCAACAGAUCCCUGUGACAAUCCAGAUCCAGCAGUCUCCUAGUAGUACCCAACAAGACAGAUCUCCACAACCAUUCACCUCCAUGACAGAAUCCGCAACAAAAGGAGAUUCCCGGUUGAAUACGAGUGAUAGGUCAGAUACUGUGACCACUGGGGUAGGAACCAGUCCUCUCCAAAUGCCUGUGAUGAAUGCACCCUUUGAUGAAAGAGGGCUUCCAAUGUUGCUAGAAGAGCUUGGAACUACUAAAGAUAAGAAUAAAGUAUUAUCUGAGAAGUGUUCUGAAGCAAAGCUAGAGAUUGAGUCUUUAAAAAUGCAGCUUGGUGUGAAAGAUGCCAUGUCAGAAGCAGAAAUAGCAGCCAAAGGAGCAGCUCUAAUAGAAGAGAUAUACACUGCUCAGAGGGAGCAUGAUGAGGCCAUCAUGAGCCGCCUAAAGCUAGCCAAUGAUGAGAGAGAUGAUGCCUUUGCCAGACUUCAGAGGUAUCAUUCUAAAGAUGGCUUUGAUUCUGGGACAGAUGUCAAUUCCAAUGAAGAAGACAACAUUCCUGCUGAUGGUAGCCUCAAUAAUUUACUGACAAGGUUGACAGUAGCUGAUAACAGAUCAUCAAUCAACAAGUACGGUUCAGCCAUUGUUGGACGUAUUUCAAAAACCAAAGGAAGGAGAGAAGAGAUCACCUCAGAAGAGAUGAGGGCCAUACUAAAAGAAAAGGAUAUCGCUGUAGCAAAGUGCAAAAAGCUUGAACGGGAAGUAAUUGAGUUGAAAAGAAACAGAGAAAGCUCUAAGUCAAGGAACAACAAUGAAAAAUCUCUGAAGGCACAACUUGAUAUCACUCGUGAUGAGAGAGAUAAAGCUUUAGUUGCUGCCAAGAAGCUUAAGGAUGAGAUUGAAUCAUUGAAGGUCUAUUACAGCCUUCACAAGUCCCUAUCUCAAGAGGCAAACCUGAGAGAUCAAUUUAACAACACACUAGGAAGCAUUGAAGAGCAAGUAAAGACAAGGGAUGAAGUCUUAGCCCGAACCCAACAGAAUAAUAGCCAGUUAGCUCAACAGGUCAGAGCAGCCAACGAUGAACGAAACAAGAUGGUCAUCCAACUUCAAAGAUAUGAGCAAGAGAAUCAGCAUCUUAAGAGUAAAACACAACAAUUGGAACGUCUUGUGGCAGUGCUCAGGAAGAAAGUAGCUGAAGGGACAGUCAAGACAGUGAGAUGAGAUCAUUCUGCAUCAACAAUUCAGACAAAAGUUAAUAAGAUUUAGGUCAAGUUUAAAGAGAAAUGCCGGUAGUUGCAGUAAACACUGAUUUCAUGAGAAAGUCUGUAAAACCAGGCUUAAUUGUCAGUAUAUCAUCAAGGAUCUAGAUCUGGUACAGUUAUAUAAACUGAAUUUUGUGAAAUCUUGAAAUCUACGCUGAAAAAUGUUCACACUGAAGAUCACCAACACAGAUAAGCGCACAUGAGACAGUAUUAUUAUUGCUUUGAAUGUCGGCCCGAUGCUUGACCCGAAUCCUGUGCUUAUUUGCUAAAUUCUCAGCAAUUACACAAUUUCUUCCAGAAUCCUUUGGCACAUAUUUUUUAUUUAUACAAACAGACACUUUGGUGGUCAUUUCGUUGGAUUCUGUUCAAACUCAUUUUGAUAUCGUUACCACAACUGGCUUUUACCUUUAAAGACUCAUAGAUUCCAGAUAUUAUAGUGUUUAUGAAAUAUUCCUUUUUUCAUGUUCGUCCUAGAAUUUGAUUAAUAUGUAUAUAAAUAUGUGAAUCACAUUGUUAAUACCUUCUCCGUUACAGUUAACUUUAUACCUCUUUAAAUUUAUAGAAUCUUGUUAUUUACAUGAUUACUGAUAAAUCAUGUGUGUAAUCUGACAUGGACAACGGUAAAAGUGACUUCUAUUUUUAGUAGUAUCUAAAAUAUUUGUACUCCAAGUUAUCAUUACGAGUCAAUCGAAUAUCUUCAUCAGUUCUUUUUAUAUAUGCAUUUGUUCAUGGAUGGCUCCAAUGAUACUAUUCAUACAUUUUACUCAGCCUAUUACAAGUUUUAGAUAUUUUAAAAUGAUAGACAUGGGUAGGAAAUACACCUGAAAAUAUGCAAAAUAGUAUAUGGUAUAACAUUUCAAUCAGGUAUACCUGUUUUAAAUGAUAGUUGUUUGUAUAGAAUUAUUUGGUGAAAAUUUUCUUUUAAUCAUUUAUGUUUUGACUUUUGCAAAAGUUCACCUGUAUGUGGAGCUCAUUCUUGCAUUUUCAAUUCAGUGUACAGUAUAUAGUAAAAUUUUUGAGUGAUUUUGAUAGAAACUGAAAUCAUAUCUCUAAAUUCUAUUCUAUUUCCAUUCUUUAAAGUUUUAUAUAUUUUUAUUCCAUCCAUUUCUGCAUGAAGGGUAAUAGCUUUACUUGUAUAUUCAUUAUGUAAAUCACCUUGAUGUCUUUUAGAAAUUGUAUGUGUGUGUGAUCAUGAUAGAUUGUAAUCAUGUGUGUAUUCAAUAUAAGCCCAUCAAUCUAUACACAUUCUUGAGUAUGAAAGGAUUUGUUUUCAGUUGAUUGAAGGUUACCAUGGUGGUAUGUACAAUCAUGGAAGAGUUUUACAAUAUUUGUUUUUUUUUAUCCGCACAUGUGAGGCAUACCUAUAUUGAUCAGUCUAUGGAAAAGAUAGUUAAUGUUUAAUGAAUGAUUGCCAAGGAGAAAUUUGCCAAUAUAAUCGUAAAUGAAAUUUAACCCAGGUUUGUAUUAUAUAUGCUUGAAAAAUAAUCAUAGCAAGGUUCCACACUAAUUUUUUUUCUUGAAGGCCAGAUCGUUCCACCAAAGUCGUUAAUUUCAUAUUUUGGUGGCCCUAAAACAAUAGAAAACAUUACAAUUAAUCAAAGUGUGGACUUCUAUGGAAUUUUGAUGGCCCUACAUUUAUUUUUGGUUGCACUGGGCCACCGGGCCAUUGCUAAUGUCGAGCCCUUAUCAUAGGAUAAAGUAGAAGAAUGCAUCUACUUAAUUAAAGUCUAUACAUAGAUAGACUACUGCCCCCUCAGUUUUGUUGUUGGUUUUUUUAGAUUUAUUUCUUUGUCAAGAGAUAAUAUAUCAUUAUAAUAAAUAAUGAAAUGAUAAUAUCUUCCACUCAACAUGUUAUUACCAAUACCAUUCUGAACUGUGUGGUCCAUUUUCAUGUCUUAUCAAAUUAGUGUACUGGUAAUAACGAUAAAAAAUGUUAAUUCAAAAAGAAUUAUUUACCCAGGGUAGCCACUUCAGUAACUAUACCAGCGAUUCCAUGACAUUUGCUCCUGCAACAAUUACUCCUAUGGAAAAUCUUUGUGUUAAGCCAAACAUAAAACAUAACCUCCCAAACUGAAUAAACCCUAUUCCAUAUCUUUACAUUAUUCUGAAACAAAACAACUCUUAUUACAAUCCUAAUUCUAACCCUAAGUCACAGGAGCAAAUGUUGUGUCACCAUACCAGUGGACCCUGAAUAACAGGACAGGCAUUUUUUUUUAUAAAUCGUUAGUAUGAUGUGGCUUGGAUUUGAACCCAUGAUCUUCUAUUCAACUGAUUACAUGGUCUAACUAUACUAUCAUUAGAAUAAAUUAAUCUCUUACUUAGCGGGGAAAAAAAUACAUGGGGGCUGGAGGCAAUUUAGCCCCCAAAAUGCUAUUGAAAAAAAAUGGAUAUCCCCAUUCAUUGCAUUGUUAAAACUUAUCCAAUGUUACAGAUUUAAGCAGUAAGUUGUGAAAAUAAGCCCUGGAAAAAAAAUCAGAAUCACCGGAUGGACAUACAUUAAAAGCUUUGGCUUUAAAAUACAUCAGUCAUCAUAUGUCACGUAUAUCUUGUUUAACUUGUUCAAGUUUUCAAAUAGGUAUCAUCAAACCAGUGAAUCCUUGAUAACAUUUUUUUAAUACUUAUUUUUAGUAUGACAAGUCAGUCCUUGCCAUUAUUGAUAUUCAGAAAAGGAAUUGCUGCAUACAUGUACAAUUUUUUUUUAUAUUUGACUUUUUUUAUCAACAAGCUAUCUGCUUUUCACAAUUAACUCCCGAUUUUGUUUCAAUGUCAGUUAUAUUUUACCCAGUUAUAAGCCAAAAUCAUUUUUUUAUAAGUGUUAUUGUAAUUAAAUUUCCUGAAUACUUUAGUACAAUCCACCACAGGUGCUAUUGUGACCUGGUUUUCUUUGAUGGAAGAACAACCAUUCAAUAAAACACAUGUGGAAGUAA